GGCCUGUAUGAAUUCACAGUGAUGUCGUUCGGUCUCACUAAUGCCCCAACCACAUUUCAAGCCUUGAUGAACCAAAUUUUUGAGCCUCACCUCAGACAAUUCAUUCUUGUGUUUUUUGACGACAUUCUUGUCGUUAGCCCUACCAUUGAAACCCAUAUUACACACUUGUCCAAGACCCUUUCCAUUCUCAAAUCCAACAAACUGUUUGCCAAACCUUCCAAGUGUUCUUUUGGUUAGUAGCAGGUGGAAUAUCUUGGCCAUAUCAUUAAUCAGGAGGGUGUUGCCACUGACUCCUCUAAGGUAGAGGCCAUGGUUAAAUGGCAUGUUCCAAAGAUAGUUAAAGAGCUCAGGGGAUUCUUGGGAUUAACUGGAUAUUAUCGAAAGUUUGUCAAAAACUAUGGAAGUAUUGCUAAACCACUCACUGACUUAUUGAGGAAGGAUAAUUUCAAGUGGUCUUCUGUGGCUCAACGAGCCUUUGAACUCUUGAAGGCAUGGUGCAAGCUCCCGUGUUAGCACUUCCUGAUUUCUCUAAACCUUUCACUCUGGAAAUUGAUGCAAGUGACUUAGGUGUGGGAGCUGUUUUAUCACAGCAGGGCCGUCCUUUAGCUUAUCAAAGUGAGGCAUUGGGGCCAAGGAAGCAAGGGUUAUCUACCUACGAAAAGGAGUAUUUAGCUGUAUUGGUAGCAAUGAACAAACGGAGGCAUUACCUUGAAGGGAGAACUUUCACUAUCCUCACAGAUCACGAGAGUCUGAAAUACCUGUUAGGUCAGAAGGUGCACACCCAAAUUCAGAAGAAGGGGUUAGUCAAACUACUUGGUUUGGACUUUGAGAUCAAAUAUAGACAAGGCAAGUUAAACCGAGUUGCUGAUGCCUUGUCUAGGAACCCAGCCUUUACAAUUGAGGGGGGCUGUCAAGCCAUUUCUGGGGUUCUUCCAACCUGGAUCACAGACAUUGAAGAAACUUAUGUGGGUGAUUCUGAGGUGCAGGGGUUAAUGGCUGGCUGAUAACGAUGUAAUUGCACAUGUUUGCUGAUAUGAUCCAAAUCCGAAGAGAAUCCUCGAACUCGGAUUAUAUGACCAAAGUACGCAGCCUUCCUUCUUUUUAAGGAUUUUCGAAGCUUUUCUCCAACUUGAAAUAAAAGAUAGAUGCGGAAUCAAUCGGACAAUCCCAACUCGUGACAAAGGGCAAUUGGUAUAUUAAACCAAUCGGACAGAAUCAACUCGUGGAAAGGGGCAAUUGAUAUAGGUCGAUGCUCGCCACAACUAGACGCGUUCUCUAGUUGAUAAGAGACACGUACAAUCUCCUGGAAUCCUCGACAGAAGUCUUGCACAAAAGAACUCGUUCACAAUGAACUAGAACUCAACUUUGAUUAAUAACUUGGAUAAUGGGUAUUGGGUACCAAAUUCGUAGCUCUUACAUCCUCUAUUUAUAGAGGUAAAAAAAACAUAAAACUAACCUAAAAGGAAUAGGAAAACAAAUCCCAAACUAACUAGGUAACUUAAUACUACUUUAACAAAUAAAUAAACUACAAAUAAACUCCAAAAAUGGCCGGUGCAAGUUUCCUUCUCCGUUACGGAAAUGAACUUCCGGUAUCUCGUUUUAUUACCAGAUGCGGACCAUUCCUUUCUUCCUUUUCCUUCCACAAAAAGGACAAUCCAUGAGAAGCUCAGGUUUGGCAUCUAGCUUGAGCUUUACAUUCCUUUAAUCUGCUCACCAAAAUGGUAAUGGAAUAAUGACCACCUUUAUCCCAUGCCACACGUCCAAAUCCAUUCUAUGCAACGUGAAGAAGUUAACCCACCCUUGUAAUUAAUUCAGCCAACCAUUAUUCACGUACUCGAGUUGGCAGCCGCUAUAGUGAAUUUCGUAUUGUUCAUCAAGAACGCUCCCAAUUGAUACUUAAAUCGUAGAAUGUGAAUCUUCAUCUUUGGACCGCGGGAAUUAAAUAUCGUGCUAGUCGAUAUCGCAUCAUUUGCACCCCUAGUUCUUAUCCGUUUGUGGGGCAUAGUCUUGUAUUUUUGGCAUAUUUUACGCCGGGUUGUGCUACUUUGUCAUAUUUCAGGUCCCAGACGUCGAAGGAAAGGCUAAGCACGAGUUUCGGGGCAUUCGGAAGUCAUUCGGUUGAGCUGGAGCCAAAGCACGGGCGCGCCUAAAUCAAAGCACGACCGUGUUCCUGGACCGUGUUUUUACUGCCGAGGCUUGAUCUAAGAUUGUCCAACGCUGGCCCAAAACACGGGCGGGACUGACUCAAAACACGACCGUGUCCAACAUUAGGCACGACCAUGUUUUCCUCAAAAAUAUGGCCGUGUUUUUAACACGUGGCAAGGGCACGGGCGGGCAGCAGCAAAGCACGGCCGUGCCCUUGACCGUGUUUUGCCCAGUGAUACCCUUUUAGGUAGAUUUGAGCCAAAAGAGAGAGGGUUCCGAGUUUUAGAGAGACAGAGCGAUUCCUAGAGAGAGAAAGAGACAAACCAGAGUUCCCAAGUGCCCUAGCUUGAUCUUCAUCACCAUUGGAGCUUGGCUUACACUUGGAGAAGUGCCGAUUGACGACCAGUAGCAGAAACCCAUCCUUCACAGUAUGAUUUCCGCAUCUGAAUCUGUUUUUGCUUCUCUCUCCAUGGAGUAGUUUUCCCAUUCAUCUGGGUAUGGAGAACCCUAGAUUUGUAUGUUAGGUCUGAUUGUAUGAACCCAAGUACAGAUUUUAUGAUUUGAUUAUAUUCAAUUGAGGCUUGAAUGAUUGAAUGACUUGAAUCCUGAUCAAAUUCCUGUUAUUUCUGCUUUAGCCUAGAAAGAGUUAAUAGAGCACCCUUAAUUGA
This is a messenger RNA of Linum trigynum, 2813 nucleotides long. Lineage: Eukaryota; Viridiplantae; Streptophyta; Magnoliopsida; Malpighiales; Linaceae. The record is from the annotation of a GenBank genome assembly.